Molecule: messenger RNA, 2396 nt
Organism: Abrus precatorius (Indian licorice)
Lineage: Eukaryota; Viridiplantae; Streptophyta; Magnoliopsida; Fabales; Fabaceae
Product: glycosyltransferase BC10
Exons: 2
Coding region: 644-1849 (401 amino acids)
Cellular component (GO): membrane
Molecular function (GO): glycosyltransferase activity
Source: RefSeq, a predicted model, not a curated record
CCAACAACAUCCCACAUUCUAAAUCUGAGCUAACUUUACUUAGUUCCCAACCCUAACCCUCUUAAAGAAAAAACAAUUGAAUUGAAAGAAGAGGAGAGGGACAUAGAAAGAUUCACAAACUUGGAUUGGGCAAUGGAAAUCACAAGAGGGGCGGGAUUCAUGCUUGUCCAUAUCUUCUGUCCAAAUACUCCGUUACGUGUCACGUCCAUGUAUUAUAAUUGUUUUUCCGCAGCCGUUUGUUUUAGAAUUUUGUCUUGUUUUUUCAUUACUGCAUUUUAAUGAAAUGGAUUGUUUUUUGUGGACAUGGACCAAUGAAAAUGAGUGAAUUUAAUUAAAAACAGGGGCGCGUGAGAAUGAUUUGGAAUAAUUAAUUUGCUUACGACAUGGUUUUAUUUUUGUAUUUUAAGAAAGAGAAAGGAGGAUUAUCAUUGUAUUAAAGAGUUGCGAAGAAUAAAGAAAGAGUUUGAAAGCGCGGUGGGUGAGGUGGCAGAUGGUACAUGAAAGAGAGGAAAAGGAGAAAGGGGGGAUUGAACGAUGCAUUCUGAUCUGAUUUGAUUGGGUUUCAAAGUUGCGAUUGGAGGGUCGAUCGAUUGGUUUGGUUUGGAGUGAGAGUGGAACCAACCGCGAACCGAUCAGGAUCGAGAUGGCGAGGAAUCAGAGGGAGAGAGAAGAGGGAGGAGAGAAGCACGCAGGGCUGCUGAGAUUGGCCCAAAUCCUAACCUUUCUGGUGGUGUUUGCUGGGGGAGUGGUGAUCGGGCUAACCACGAGCUCUCACAUCAACACCCAUUUCAUUGCGCAGCCCUACCAAUACAUGUCGCUCUCCACUUCUCCUCUUCCGCAACCAUCCGUGUCACCCCGAUCCGACAAGGAUUGUGGCAGUAACAAUAGCAGAGAAGGAGAAGGAGGUUUUGUUGAUUUGGAGAGGUUCCUGCACCCCUCCAAGCUGAAGCACAAACUGUCCGACGAGGAGCUGUUGUGGAGAGCGUCGUUGGUGGCGCAGAAGAGAGAGUAUCCUCACAGAUACAGAAGAAAACCAAAAGUGGCGUUCAUGUUUCUGACAAGGGGUCCUUUGCCACUCCUUCCCCUGUGGGAGAGAUUCUUCCACGGCCACUCCUCUCUCUUCAACAUCUACGUCCACGCCCCUCCCCAUUACCGUCUCAACGUUUCCCACUCUUCCCCUUUCUACGCACGCAACAUCCCCAGUCAGGAUGUUUCCUGGGGAACUGUCACGCUGGCAGAUGCUGAGAGGCGCCUUUUAGCCAAUGCACUUCUCGACUUCUCAAACGACCGCUUUGUUCUUCUCUCCGAGAGUUGCAUCCCAGUCUACAACUUCCCUACCGUUUACAGAUAUCUCACUCAAUCUUCCCACAGCUUUGUUGAAUCCUACGAUGAUCCUUCCCGUUAUGGCCGUGGCCGCUACAGUCGCAGUAUGCUUCCUGAUAUUCAGCUUAGACACUGGCGUAAAGGCUCUCAGUGGUUUGAACUGAACCGUGCUCUCGCUGUUUAUAUAGUCUCUGACACCCAUUACUAUUCCCUCUUCCGUAAAUACUGUAAGCCUGCUUGCUACCCCGAUGAGCAUUACAUUCCAACCUUCCUCAACAUGUUCCAUGGCUCGCUCAAUUCAAACAGAACCGUCACCUGGGUUGAUUGGUCCAUGCUCGGUCCUCACCCCGCAACCUAUGGCAGAGCCAACAUAACUGUCGCAUUUUUACAGUCUAUAAGGAACAAUGGAUCCCUUUGUCGAUAUAACACAGAGAUGACGUCCAUUUGUUACCUCUUUGCUCGCAAGUUUGAUCACACUGCACUUGAGCCCUUGCUUGACCUUUCUUCCCAAGUCAUGAACUUUUGAGUUCUUUUUAGUGUACAAGAGACCGAAUAUUUAACUUCUCUUUUCGGUCUCUAGAUUUUGGUAGGGAAUUUAACAACCGUUUUGCAUUGUAUUAGCUGUACAGGUAUUGUUAGAGAAUUUUGUGUUCCCUGCUAGUGCUAGAGAAUAGCAUAUUCUUGCACAAACUGCAUUUUUUUUCCUUCGAAGAAGGAAUUCAUCAAUACAGAAUUUUUAUCUUAUUACCGAGUCUCGAUUCCCUGUGCAUCGCCUUGGCAGAAGAUACAAGCUUGCUUCAAAUCUUCAACUUUCAGUACAGACAGUAUACAGCUGCUACCCCUAGGUGCCCUCAGAUUAAGUUGCAACAUUUAAGGCUAAACAAUAGUAAGAAUGUCUUUAGCUUUUUGUCUUAAGUAAGAAUUUUAUAAGAUAUUUCCAAAUGUAAAAUUCUACUGUUUAGACUCUUGAUAAGUUUAUAUAAAUGCUUAUAGAGAAAUUGGUUGAGAGUUUUAGAAGAAGUUGUAUUGCAUGAAUAUUUUAACUUAUAUGUGAAAAAUUUAAUGUUAUAUUU